Adelges cooleyi (spruce gall adelgid) is the source of this 1541-nucleotide messenger RNA. RefSeq lists its product as uncharacterized. The coding region runs from base 304 to 1404 and encodes 366 amino acids. The record is from RefSeq and is a predicted model, not a curated record. Lineage: Eukaryota; Metazoa; Arthropoda; Insecta; Hemiptera; Adelgidae. The transcript has 4 exons.
GUUAAACCGCCAUUUCCGACCGAUACCGUUGUAUAAGUCCUCGGUGAUUUCGUUUCUUCUACCGGUGGUAGUUGCACAUUUAUCAGCAAAAUUUAAAUAGUCUACCCGACGCCACCGCCGCCGCCGCCAUCGUAGUGCGCAUAAAAAAUGAUGUUUUAAAAAUACUCUCGACGUUUGUACGUGUCUUAUGUAUUGUCGGGUCGCCAUAAGUUAGUGCCGAGUUGUACAUACCGAGUGUGUUCAAGUAUCAUAAUAUAUAAACCGAGAAACGCGUGUCGUCGUGUGUCGAAAUAACAAAGCGAAAUGGGUAAAUUGUUUCACGGAUUAUUAAUAAGCUGCAUCUUGGCAGUAGUGUAUGCGGAAGAUGCUUUGAAGAUGCUAAGACCGAUCGAACACGAAGAAGAUGCUGUCGCUGCCGAAGAUCACGAACACCAUCGGAUCAUCAUCGUCGUGCCCAAGGAAGUGCCUCAUCACGUUAACCACGUGCACACGUACAAGAUAGCCGGCAAGGGAAUACCGCUCAUCCAUUCGGGCAAAGUGGUUCACGACCACAAGCACAGCGGCAAGGUAGCACACGAGCACGGACACGCCGGCAAGUCGUUCCACAACCACAAGCACGGCGGCCACUACGGGCACAACCACAAGCACAACGGUUACUUGGGCCACAAGCACUUCGGCCAUGUCGACCACAAGGGACACGCGCACCAACAAGAGUUUGCCGAUCCACAUGGGUUUUGGCAACACUUGACGGCUCCUAAGGGACAAAGACAACACGGCCAAAUACAACAACAGGGACAGCUGCAGCAACAACGGCGACCCGUGGCCGACAAGGUACAAUAUGUGCCGUCGUCUCAUCCACAGGGACUGGGAUCGUUCAUACCAUCCGAAAUCGUGCAUGGCCGUCACGGCAUCAUGCAGCAAUUCGUGGCAAGUGGCGACGGUAGACGUGCUCCGCAAAGCGUAUACCACGUGCAGGUGGCCGACGAGGACGGACCGAACGUCGUCAAACACUUGGAACUCGAUUUGGCUAACAACGUUGCCAAACUUCAGACUCCCGACCAAAGACAGCCGGUCUACCAGACAGUGACGCAACAGUACAGCCAGGUGAUCGGUGUUGGGCGCGCCGUACCAUCAGCUGAGGGACAAGAGUUUGAGGGACAAACCGGUGAGGUGAACGGCGGCGGUGCCGAUGACGGCGACGGUGAUCUGUCGUUGGAGGACGGCAGCGGUUACCGUUUCGGCGAAGGGUACAGACUGGCAUUGGAAUCGGACAACAGCCACGAUUAUUCGGCGGCGCAGGAACAGGACGAGGAUGAAGCAGACGAGUUCAAGGAACCGGUCAACUUCGGCGUAGAGAACGACGGCAACGUCGCUUUUAGCCAAGCGUACAGGGUACAAUUCUGAUGUGUUCGAAAUGCCAAAAACGUAGUUGUAUUGUAUUUUAUUUCUUUAUACGGAUAAAUUAUUGUUGUUGUUAUUAUUAUUAUUGUUAUUUGUACGUUUUAUUUGGUUGUUAAUGCCUAUAACAAUAUUAUAUUUUU